AUGACAAAGGGAUAUUUGACAGCUACUUUGCGGUACUGCAGGUAUCACCAGAACUGCCAAAAGACGUCAUACUGGUUCGAAGCAGCAUUUAUCAGGCUGACACUCUGCAUUUUCGCCAUGAAACGGGUCCUCGGACCAAAGGUCUUUGCGGGUGGUAGCCUGGUAGGUGGGUGGGAAGUUGGACGGAAGGGCUAUAAUUGUUCCGAACGAGGCAACCAGAAUUGCGGCGCGGAAGGGCACACGCUGUAUGACGAGACGCUAAGCCUCAGCUGCAUGACCAUAGUAGGGGCCAGAUUGAGUCCAGGCCGUUCUAUGCAAGGCCGUGUGCAACCACGAGAGUUGAUGACGCCGUUGAUUGAUUGGAAUGCAUGCAGCUGGAUAACAAUGGCUGCAGUAGCAGGCUCCUCUCGAGGCUGGCACAGCGACUGCUACGAGUAG
Messenger RNA from Exophiala xenobiotica, 438 nucleotides. RefSeq lists its product as uncharacterized. The coding region runs from base 1 to 438 and encodes 145 amino acids. Lineage: Eukaryota; Fungi; Ascomycota; Eurotiomycetes; Chaetothyriales; Herpotrichiellaceae. The record is from RefSeq and is a predicted model, not a curated record. The transcript has a single exon.